Molecule: messenger RNA, 1531 nt
Organism: Nelumbo nucifera (sacred lotus)
Lineage: Eukaryota; Viridiplantae; Streptophyta; Magnoliopsida; Proteales; Nelumbonaceae
Product: Excinuclease ABC, C subunit, N-terminal
Molecular function (GO): RNA-DNA hybrid ribonuclease activity; nucleic acid binding
Source: RefSeq, a predicted model, not a curated record
UCCACUGGGGAUCGAACCCAGAAUCUCUGGUUCCGUAGACCAGCGCCUUAUCCAUUGGGCCAUGGAAGUUCUAACGAGACUCUGUAAUAAUAAAAUAAUGAUCAAACUCCAACGGAUCACAUUACAGAUUUCCAGUCCGCCCACACAAAGCUGAACCGGAGAUGACGAGGCUGCUGUCGAAGACGUUCCGUUCUCUGAAGAGUCACCUCCGGCACCGGCAGCCACCAAAAGCAUCCCCAUCUUCACCGUCCUCUUCUUCAAAGAGAUCAUCACAGGCAGCGCUCAGAUUAUCAUCAUGGACCGUCUAUCUCAUUCUCUCCACCAACACACCCAUCAAAACAUACGUUGGUGUCACCACCGAUUUCCCUCGUCGGCUGAAACAACAUAAUGGUGAACUGAAAGGUGGAGCCAAAGCCUCCCGUGCCGGAAGGCCUUGGGUUUGUGCAUGCAUUAUUCGGGGAUUUAAGGACCAAAGUGAAGCAUGUGAGUUUGAAUCAAAAUGGAAGAGUAUCUCUCAGAAGUUGCCCCGCAAACGGAAAGCAGAUGAUACAUCCAAGCAUAUGGAUAAUGGAUCACUUUUGCUGUUGCAACACAGAAAAGCAGCUUUGGACAGAGUCAAAGGUUCCUUUGAUUGUACUUACUUAGAAAUUGAUUGGCAACUAAACCCCUCUUGAUUGGAUAAAUUCCAUGGUUGUGACAAAAUAUUUUUAUUCUUUUUCAAAUUGUAUUCCAUCUCAACUUUUUUAUUAUUUAUGAAUGGUGAACUUGUAUAUUAUACAAAAAAUAAAAUAUUCUUCCUCUGGUCAAAUGGGAAAAGUACAGUACUACACCUACAAUAUAGAAUUACAGCAUAUGUGCAAAAGCACUUGAAAACCACGGCUGAAGUGUUUGGAAGGUUUUUCGAGUAUCUCAACAACUGACCUACUGAGGAACUAGAAAGAAGUGGACUCUGCUGCUUAUAUAACAGUUGUUAAUCAUCAAUGCUCUCCACUGGAUAGAGGGUUUGUAAAAUUUAAAUUUGCUGGUAGCAGCUUGGGAAACCCAGGACGUUCAGGUAUAGGAGGUGUAUUUAGAGAUGAGGAAGGUAAAUUCAUUGCUUUAUACUCUGGGCUGGUUGGGACUUGGGGAUGGAGACUCUUUUAGAGCAAAGGUGAUGGCUGUGGUUUAAGUCAUAACAAAGGCAAGGAUGAUGGGCAUUACUAAUUUAUUUGUGGAUGGAGACUCAAAGCUGGUAAUCAAUUGGCUACAAGAAGAGGAGAUGAAAAUGUGGCUCUUCAACAAUGAAAAGAAAAGAGUCUAGUGGCUAACCAGAGAUAUGGAACUCAGAAUUGGAUGGGUUAAGAGAGAUGCUAAUUCUGUAGCUGAUGCUUUAGCUAAACAGGGGGUGGGGAGAGAUUCUUUGUUCUGGGCACAGAUGUAAGGGAGUUGGGUUGGGAUGGGGAGAGAUAAGAGGUUUUAUCUUUCAGUCUUUGUUCUGUACUUCUAUGUUUUGUACUUAUUAUUUCUUGCAUUAUUUAAUGAAAAUUUCAUG